Molecule: messenger RNA, 3282 nt
Organism: Mycosarcoma maydis (corn smut)
Lineage: Eukaryota; Fungi; Basidiomycota; Ustilaginomycetes; Ustilaginales
Exons: 1
Coding region: 1-3282 (1093 amino acids)
Biological process (GO): positive regulation of transcription by RNA polymerase II
Cellular component (GO): nucleus
Molecular function (GO): sequence-specific DNA binding; DNA-binding transcription factor activity, RNA polymerase II-specific; zinc ion binding
Source: RefSeq, a predicted model, not a curated record
AUGGCAAAGACUGUGAGAUCCCAACCCCUCUCGCAGUCGGUGGUUACCCAGACGAUCCGGGCGAUCCGAUCUGAUGACAAAGUGUCGUCUGCUUCGGCUUCCAAGAUAUCGGCCAGACCGAUUCAGUCUCGUCUUCCUGGUUCCUGUCCAUCACUACCCUCAUCAUCGCUAUCAGCUCUGACAGCUCCCAUUCGAAAGCCGGAUGAGCCGCCUCAACUCGAGAUACCAGCCACAGCGAACAGUCAGCCGGCACCACUUUCGCACAAAUCAACGUCGGGCCCUUCCAGAAGCCGUCUCUCUUCAGGUUCUUCUAGUUUCGAGUCGUUGAAUUCGCCUCCUACACCAAAUGGACCCUCAGCUGCUGCCAAAGUUGCUUUUAAGCACCCAUUCAAGCACUUUGAUGCAAACAAGGCUCCAGUGAAAGCUUCGCGUCAGUCAUUGUCAGCAAAGGCAGCUUCAUCUGCUUCGCCUUCAAGUGCCAACAGAAUGCUCGACGACGACUUUUUCCCGCCUCAUGUCCAUGUCAGCACCACCCCAAGCGUAGAACCCAAAUCUAAUCACAUCCUCGGCCCCGACGGUCAGAUAUACACACAAGGCGAUGCUGCCAAACUCGGUCUCAUCAUCCGCACCGCCUGCGAAGCGUGUCGCAACCGCAAGCUCAAGUGUAGCGGCACGCUUCCGGAGAUCGGGGGCUGUGAACGGUGCAACAGCGACGCAAUUCAGUGCGUCUACUCAGCACGAGCACCUAUAGGUCGACCUAAGAAACGCAAAGUUGACGAGGGUCAGGAGUCGACAUUGGACGUAUCAACCUUCUCACCCGUAGCACAAGCCAAGGCUAAGCCCAAGCCAAAACGCAAUCACUUGGCCAGCAGCUCUGUUAGUAAACCUGCUGCAAAGGGCAAGGCUGGCAAUCUCGCCUCCUUCAACUCAUCGGCUGCCACUCAAGAUAGGGUUCCAUUUGCAACCUCCCCGGCGCUUCAGCAACUUCAGAAUGCAGACUACAACCCCAUGCAACACAGCUUGCCAAUGUCUCCUGCACAAAGCGAACAGGCACAUCAUUGGAACACGCCGCAAGAUCACAGUCCAGCAGCCUUUGUCCCAAGCCAGUCUUUCGGCUCAUAUGCAAGCCCGAUGCAGACGCCCAUGGUGCCCAGCUCAAACUCCAUUAGGUCUAGAAUGUCAUCUGCACCCAAGCUCUGGUCUCAACUUCAAGGCAACUUUGCAAUGACUCCAUCCGACACAACGACGACGCCUUGCUCUGCGAAUUCGCCUGCCUAUGCUGCUUCUUCGUACGCAAACGACCAACCUCCACGCGCUUCAGAGUCACAUGUCAGCUCCUCUUCGCCUACAGCCAAGUUGCCUUCUCUCGACGACCUGUCCGUCGCCGCGUUUCUGCAGUCGCUCGAUACGCUUGAGAUCUCUCCUGCUGAGCUUUUGCAGCAGCAGCAGAUGCAGAUGCAGAUGCAACCAUUUUCCAAUGCCACAUCCGCCUCGGGUACGCCAACUGCUUCCAGCAAUUAUGGACUCGGCCUACCCUUCGAAAUGAUCAGCUCUGCCGAUUCAAGUGCAACGAAUCAGCUGACAGCUUCUUCGGUCGAAGAGUGGGCUAUGAGGAGUGCAAUCCUGCAGCCAGGUCUCAGCUUUGCCGUGCCUGCCGACUUCAGCUGGUGGGAUCUCGGCAUCAAUGGUGCCGACUUGGGACCUGGCUCGGCCACCGCCAGUGUAUCUGCCACUCCCUCGUCUGAGCUCGCCUCCAUGAUGUUCCCAUCGAUCAGCGCAGUGCAGCCUGUAGUGGCCGAUUCGAGCAACAGCAGUGGCAUGGCCAGUCGCCCAAGUGGCUCUGAACAUGCAUCUCCUGUAGAACCCUCUCGCACGCAGGUAUCUGAAAGAUCGCGUAGACCCACAUUUAGCGCUACUCAACCAUGGCCAAGGGGUGCAGAUGCCGGAAUGGGACAAGGCCAGAUUCAACACACGGUUGCCGCUACAGAGACUGGUUUGGGCUGGUCCACGCUGCCCGUGGCAAAACCCUUGACCAAUGCGCUGUCAGGACUAGUCGAGGAUCAAGCAAACAGUGCUAGCCCGAAAAGCAGCUGUUGCUCAUCCAAAUCCACCUCGACAGCCUCGCUGUCCCCACCUGACGCCAAACACAAGCAACUACAAGAGCCUUCACAAGAGCAGAAAGCCUCGUGCUGCUCGUCCAAGUCAAUGGCACCAACAAACACAGAACCUCAGAAGCUGAAUUCGUGUUGCACCAAUAAAGUCAAAGACGAAACAAAAGAGACGGUGCCAGAACGAUCUACGUCCAGCGAGUCAGCUAAGAGCUGCUGUUCCAACACAAGCAUGUCAUACGCGAAAUCUGCGACCAAGGCAUCUAGCGAGAGCGAGACACUAUCGAACGAAGCCAUCGAAAUGGGGCCGCUGUCCACAUCCGCCUCAGUUCGAGGUGCUGUUGCUCCGCAACUCGACGGUGAACGCAAGCGACAUGCGGCCACGCAUGCGCACCACCCCAACAAGGUGCACUGCGUUCCGAAUCCAAGCGGUAAAGGGUGCACGUGUCUAUGCGAUAUGAGCGUUGCGCUGCUCAGUGUCAAGCAGGUUCUUCGCGAGACGGAUCCUCACAAGGCCAACAGCCGCGACAAUGCUGAUGCGUCUUGUUCAUCUCAGCGCUCGAAGAACAGCUAUGCUACCGACACAAUUCAGCUCACGCUCACGGCGUCGCAGGCUAUUACAGCGCAAUGCGCGUGUUCGGCCGACUGCCCCACGUGUCAGUCGGACCCCUCGACCGAGAUCUCUGCGUCGUUGUUGGUCUCAACUGCGCUGCAGAUUUACGCGCGUGCUGUGAGGAUCCUGCGCGAAGGAUUCGCUGCAUCCUCGUCGCCGACGUCAAAAGCCGUGCUCGGUGGCGAUUCAGCAACCGCUGCGACGCCAGUUCAUGGACUCUUCGGCGGGCUAGAUGUGACCAUCGGAACUUACAAGCCGUCUACUAGCAACGCAAAAAAAAUCGCGCUCUAUGCGAUCAAGCUCGAACUGAAAGAUUUGAGAAAGGCGCUGGGUAAGAUCAGUCGGAUGGCGCAGAAUUUCGGCACGAUGGCUGCCAGCACAGAGGGCAAGGGAAAGCGCAAAGCGAGCAUGCAAGACGGUGCGGACACAAAGCCAGAGUCUAUCAAGCAGCAGCAGCUGCUGCAGGGCAUGAACCCGAUCGAUCAGCUUGUUAUAUUGAAGCUGUAUCGUCAGCUCACGGAGCUGUUGAAGACGGUAGAAGGCUUGGAGGACGCUGCUUGA